GAACUGUUCCUACACUCAAAAGAAAGCCCUUGAGAAAAUCUUGCUAUAUAGCUUUGAAUUUAAUCGCUUCCUUCAUUUGCUACAAACCAAAGAGUUUAACCCUUCCUUCAUUUGCUCUCCACAGGGUCUUUAGCAUCAGGCUCGGAUCAGAGGCUUUUGGACUCAAGCUUGGGAAGGCUUCAGAGUGUCCAGCUUCUGAUCUUUGAGCAUUGGAAAAAGCAGAGGACAUAAUUUCUCUGCAGAAUAACCUGAUCAGUUUGUUCUAGAUAUGAGGAAUGCUCUUCUUCCCCCAGUGUCCUCCCAGUUCUACACCAUUGGAAACAAUGAAGUGCAGAUGCCAUAUCUGGAUGUCCUUAUGCAGAUGGAAAGCAAAGGAAAUGUCCACGGGGGUGGCUUUUCUAUGGAAUCCAAAAUAUUCAACAAUGACACCCAGCUAAGAGAUGGGGCCUUUGCUACUCCUUACCAAUCCCAUUUUAACUCUGAUCUGCAAGAUUAUCAGUCUGGCAGCUCCAACUGUGACAACAAUUUCCAGCAGUCCAUGCCACUUACCAGCAAGCUAGCACUUCCACAAUUUGAACAGGACAUUCAGAAGUUGAAAAACGGAAGGAAACGACCAAUUGAGGUUAAUGACCAAAUGCCAUUGAAUGGAACUAGUGCUCUGAAUGAGUGGAAGCAGAAGAACAAGAGAAAGAGAUUACCCCCCUUUGAACAACAGCAAUCUCAUCAAAUUACUGAAGCAGUAACUGAAAUCAAACAGUGCAGGAUGCAUAUGCCUGCAGUUAGGAGAAGCCAAAAGCUAAGUGACAAGACCACAGCUCUUCAAAAGUUGGUUUCCCCCUAUGGAAAGACUGACACUGCUUCAGUCCUUCAAGAGGCUUCUCUUUACAUCAAACUUCUCCAAGAACAAAUUCAGAAUUUGUUUCAGAUGCUGAGCAGCUCAUAUAACAGUCUCAGGGCUAUUCACCCACAGGAAAUUGGAACGAAGCAACAAGACCUAAGAAGCAGAGGGCUUUGCUUGGUUCCCAUUUCAUUCAGCCAGAAAGUGACAAAAGAAGACCAGAAGGAAAAACGUGAAAGCAAGGAAAAAAGGGGAAAAAAGAGUAGUAAAAUUAAAAGACUGGGUGGGCAUUUUCAUGCAGUCAUCCCCAACCCAAAAAAAGAGAAAAAAUUUAUCUCCACAUUUCUCCUUCCCUUUCUCUCUCUCUCUUUUUCUGAAGAAGCCCUAGAUUUUCUCCGCCUUUUCUCGCUCUUUCCUUCGCUUUCUCGGGAAAAAAAUGGUAAACACUCUUCUCCUGCAAACGCAGCUUCAGGAAUGGCUGUGGAUGAUGAUUGCAAGCUGAAGUUUUUAGAGCUGAAGGCUAAAAGGACUUAUCGCUUCAUUGUUUUCAAGAUUGAGGAAAAGCAGAAGCAAGUUGUUGUUGAAAAGCUUGGUGAACCUACUGAUAGCUAUGAGGCUUUCACUGCUAGCAUUCCAGCUGAUGAGUGUCGAUAUGCUGUCUAUGACUUUGAUUUUGUGACCGAAGAAAACUGUCAGAAGAGUAGAAUUAUUUUCAUUGCCUGGUCUCCUGAUACAGCAAAGGUAAGAAGCAAGAUGAUCUAUGCCAGCUCCAAGGACAGGUUCAAGAGGGAAUUGGACGGUAUCCAGGUAGAGUUGCAAGCUACCGAUCCUACUGAGAUGGGUCUUGAUGUCAUAAAGAGCCGCGCCACUUAGAUGUAUAACCUACUUUGCAAUGGAAGUUCAUACCAUCUGGUUCACUUAAAUGUAAUGUCUAUAGCAAAUUUGGAACUUAGAACUUGCUUUUGAUAUUGGGUUGUUGUUCCUGAGUUCAUACUCUUCAGUCCUUGUCUUGAUUUGUUAUAUCUAUGGAUUCAUAUGGGGUCAGUAUCCCCCUUUGGUGUGAUAUUUACUGACUAAUAUACGAUGGCUUGUGGGGUACCAAUCUCAUUGCAGUUUGAAUAUUGCAUGCCUUCUUUCUGUA
Messenger RNA from Theobroma umbraticum, 1979 nucleotides. RefSeq lists its product as uncharacterized. Lineage: Eukaryota; Viridiplantae; Streptophyta; Magnoliopsida; Malvales; Malvaceae. The record is from RefSeq and is a predicted model, not a curated record. Gene Ontology annotation, cellular component: nucleus. Gene Ontology annotation, molecular function: protein dimerization activity; DNA-binding transcription factor activity, RNA polymerase II-specific; RNA polymerase II cis-regulatory region sequence-specific DNA binding. Gene Ontology annotation, biological process: regulation of transcription by RNA polymerase II.